CUUGCAUUUGACCAUUAUCUUUUAGUUAUCUGAGGUUUUCAGAGACGUAUUUGCAAACACAUAAAAACUCAACCGCCCCUCACACUCAUCAGUUGCUCUCAAACUUACCAGUUGUUACCAUGAAGCCUUUAGUCUUCCUCUUUGCCUUCAUUGGUCUCGCCUUGGCUGAAGACUUUCAAUGCUACUCUUGCAAAAACUCUGAAGGGGGCUGGAUUGAUUGUGGAGAAUCCGAAGGGACACUUGAGAAGUGCUCUGCAGUCAUUCAAACUUGCGCAGCUUUACGAAUUGUCAACAAGGAUGACAAGACCAUGGUUAUGAAAGGCUGUAUCCCUGGUGAGGAACCCACGACUGGUGCCCUUUUCUCUGAAGUGAAGAAAUUUGCGGGCGAGGCCUUUUCUGCCCUCGAGAUUGACGGAUGUUUCGACAUUCACGAUGGAGAUGCUAUCAAG
This is a messenger RNA of Tigriopus californicus, 449 nucleotides long. RefSeq lists its product as uncharacterized. Gene Ontology annotation, biological process: positive regulation of voltage-gated potassium channel activity; sleep; regulation of synaptic transmission, cholinergic. NCBI's taxonomy places the organism in Eukaryota, Metazoa, Arthropoda, Copepoda, Harpacticoida, Harpacticidae. The record is from RefSeq and is a predicted model, not a curated record.